Messenger RNA from Aspergillus alliaceus, 2339 nucleotides. Its product is annotated as rhomboid family membrane protein. The coding region runs from base 342 to 1904 and encodes 520 amino acids. The record is from RefSeq and is a predicted model, not a curated record. Gene Ontology annotation, biological process: proteolysis. Gene Ontology annotation, cellular component: membrane. Gene Ontology annotation, molecular function: serine-type endopeptidase activity. Lineage: Eukaryota; Fungi; Ascomycota; Eurotiomycetes; Eurotiales; Aspergillaceae. The transcript is spliced from 4 exons.
GGGAAAUAUGGGGGAGAGAAAUCCAUAUUCUAACCGCUGACGACGAUUUAUGAUUGAUCGGCAAACCCAAAAAUAGUUCCCACUUAAUUCGACUGCCUAACAACACAAGUGACCUUUUGGCGGCGCAGAUUCUCUCUGUUCUACAUCGGAACUUCAUUUAUUCCUUCAUUUUUCUUUGCAACAAUUACCAUUCAUUCCUCUCCACCAUUCUUUAUCAACCGUCGUUCAACCAGAUCCUUGCUUUCACAUUAGUGUUUGCUGCAUAGCCCUUGCAUUAUCAGCAAAGACACUCGGAGAAAUAAUCCCUUUGCGCCCCCCCUGCCGACGGCUGACCAUUCGAUAUGGCAGCUAACAGCUACUACAACACUGGGUAUAGCAACAACCCACCGACAUACGACCAAGCGAUUCCUCAUACCGACUCCUUCCAUCGACCAUCCCCAGCGCCCGCCUACACCGGUCCCAGUGGUCAUCCAUAUGCGGACUCCGAACCUCCUCACAUACGAGACAGUCUACACUCGCUAGGAUCCGACCAAGCUCCGUAUGGGGCCGGUGGAAGGGUCCAUGAUGGAGAUCAUUAUUCAGAAAACAUCCCUCUGAAAGAGAACACCCAAUACUCGAACGGCCCACCACCAGCCAACUGGAUGCAACAACCGACGCAUUAUCCAUCGGACCCUGCCAUGUUGGAGUCACCGACCGAUCGUAGUCGGGGAAGGAAGAAGGGCAUUUUCAAGAAGCAAAUCCCCUUUGUGACGUACAUUCUCACGACGGUACAAAUUGUGGUCUUCAUUGUCGAGUUGGUGAAGAGCGGGCAACUCACAGGAUCCCCGAUUCAGACGAAACCUCAGUUCAACCCGAUGAUUGGGCCUUCGGCCUUCGUGCAGAUUAACAUGGGCGCGCGGUAUCCACCAUGUAUGAAGAAUGUCGAUAAGGUACAGAAUUCCCCAGUCAAUUUUCUUCUGCCUUGCCCAAACACAACGACCAACGCUUUGGAAUGUACGCUAUCCGAACUGUGCGGCUUCGGCGGCGUUCCGAACCCGCAUCUUCAUGGUUCCCUCGAUGAUCAACCCCAGCCUAAUCAAUGGUUCCGCUUUAUUGUACCCAUCUUCCUCCACGGUGGUUUCAUCCAUAUUGGUUUCAACUUGCUUUGUCAGAUGACUAUGGGUGUUGACAUGGAGCGGAUGGUCGGAUGGUGGCGGUAUACCUUGGUUUACUUUGCCAGUGGCAUCUGGGGUUUCGUUCUCGGAGGCAAUUAUGCGGCUCCCUUCCAACCCUCCUCGGGCUGCUCUGGUGCCCUGUUCGGUAUUCUCGCCCUGUUUAUAUUGGAUCUCUUCUACACAUGGAAUGAGAGACCAUCGCCAUUUAUGGAGUUGGUUAUCAUGAUCCUUGGCGUCGGAAUCUCCUUCGUUUUGGGCCUGCUCCCGGGUUUAGACAACUUCUCCCAUAUCGGUGGGUUCGUCAUGGGUCUGGCUCUCGGCCUUUGUAUUAUGAGAUCGCCCAAUGCACUUCGGGAACGGAUUGGGCUAGCCCGUAACCCAUACGUGGCAAUGAGUGGCGGUGCUGGUCCUACUGCGGACCUUGAGAACAAAACGGCGAAUGGUCCUAGCCUCGUUAACUUCUUUAAGGGGCGGAAGGGCCCCAACUCGACUUCAGAGGCAUCCGGCCCAUUGGGCUUCUUCAAGGGCCGGAAGCCGCUCUGGUGGGCAUGGUGGUUGGUUCGGGCUGGGGCUUUGGUUGCGGUUAUCAUUGGUUUCAUCCUCCUGAUCGUGAACUUCUACAAGUACCCCAAGUCCAACUGCUCGUGGUGUUACAGAAUGAGCUGCUUGCCUGUGCAUGAUUGGUGCCAACAAGGCAUGGAGCCUUUCACGAUUACCAAUACCACUACAACCUCAACUAACGGCAACUGAUUAUACAUACAGUAUCUUUCGGCCUUCAACUUAUUGACGACUAUGUUGCAUUUGUUUACAUCACGAUUCUGUCUCCUUUCAUAGCUGUAAACCGUUUUGGGUGCCCUCCUCUAUUUCGGACCUCCUUCCUGCAUUUUACUGGCGGCGUUGAGUUGGAACGAUUGCCGCUUAUUCCCUGUGCAUUUAUACCCUUGCGAGGGCAUCAUGUGUAUAAUCAUUCUGUGAUGACCUUCUCCAUCACUGUGACGAAUGGAUUUGAUGAAUAAAUUACAUAUUUCGUGUACGGGUCUUUGUCGUGUACGGGUCUUUGUUACAUUGAAAGACAUCUAGGUAGCUACAAACAUAAAUUAAAUCUUCUAAUUUCUUGUCGUUACUGAGGUUGGUGGUGUAGGGAGUACGUAUAUAUUCCUGUGGCUGAGCCACUAACAACACAGC